Messenger RNA from Populus nigra (black poplar), 674 nucleotides. RefSeq names its product large ribosomal subunit protein eL14z-like. The record is from RefSeq and is a predicted model, not a curated record. The transcript has 5 exons. Gene Ontology annotation, cellular component: cytosolic large ribosomal subunit; ribosome. Gene Ontology annotation, biological process: translation; ribosomal large subunit biogenesis. Gene Ontology annotation, molecular function: RNA binding; structural constituent of ribosome. Bases 158 to 562 code for a protein of 134 amino acids. NCBI's taxonomy places the organism in Eukaryota, Viridiplantae, Streptophyta, Magnoliopsida, Malpighiales, Salicaceae.
AAGAAUGUAAACCCUAAAUCGGACGGUCUAAAAUCUUCCAUAAGAACUAAAUAUAUAACAAGACAAACAAACCCUAACCCCUUGUCAUUUCUGCGUCUUCCUUAGCUGUCCGCCUCCACCCUUGCUUUCACGGUGACGCACACCUCAAGAACCCAGCAUGCCUUUCAAGAGAUACGUGGAGAUCGGGAGGGUAGGUCUCGUCAACUAUGGCAAAGAAUACGGCAGGAUCGUUGUUAUCGUUGAUGUCAUCGACCAGAACCGCGCUCUGGUUGAUGCCCCAGAUAUGGUGAGGAGCCAAAUGAACUUCAAGAGAAUCUCACUCACCGAUAUCAAGAUUGAUAUUAACCGGGUUCCAAAGAAGAAGGCUUUGAUUGAAGCCAUGGAGAAGGCUGAUGUUAAGAACAAGUGGGAGAAUAGCUCUUGGGGCAGAAGGCUGAUUGUUCAGAAGAGAAGGGCAGCUCUCAAUGACUUUGAUCGGUUCAAGUUGAUGUUGGCUAAGAUCAAGAGGGGUGGAUUGAUCAGGCAAGAACUUGCGAAGUUGAAGAAAGAAAGUGCUGCUUAAGAGUAAUCUGUCCAAUUUUGUUAUCAACAUGAAGCAAGUUGUUUUGGGAUGUUUUUUCAGUUGGUUUUCUAUGGACUACCAGAUUAUGAGAAGUUUAAGAAGAUUUUCCAUA